Chiloscyllium plagiosum (whitespotted bambooshark) is the source of this 1499-nucleotide messenger RNA. RefSeq names its product glutathione peroxidase 8 (putative) (gene gpx8). Gene Ontology annotation, molecular function: glutathione peroxidase activity. Gene Ontology annotation, biological process: response to oxidative stress. The record is from RefSeq and is a predicted model, not a curated record. Lineage: Eukaryota; Metazoa; Chordata; Chondrichthyes; Orectolobiformes; Hemiscylliidae.
ACAGAAGGGAACUGCAAGCCAUCUCAAGUUACCAAGUCUGCUAUCCCGUCUCCUCCCGCCGUCCGCCCAAUUCCCCUCCCCUCCCGUCUCCUCCCGCCGUCCGCCCAAUUCCCCUUCUUCUUUCCCAGCACAAUGGAGGCAGUGCCUGCUUUCCUGCUGAAAACCUCGACACCCAAAGGCCGAAUCUUCGCCGUCUUCACUUGCAUGAUGGUCUGCCUCGCUGCAUUAUGUUUCCUGCAAUUCAAACUCUCUAAACCCAAAAACAAAGAUUUUUAUUCUUUCCAAGUCCUGAAUUCCAAAGGGAAGCUCGUCUCCUUGGAAAAGUACAGAGGCAAAGCUUCUCUGGUUGUAAACGUGGCGAGUAACUGCGAGCACACAGAGGACAAUUACCGAGCCCUCCAAGAGCUGCAGAGGGAGCUUGGGCCCAUGCAUUUCAACGUGCUGGCGUUCCCCUGCAACCAGUUCGGGAAAUCAGAGCCCGGCAGUAACUCCCACAUCGACAGUUUCUCCAAAAACAGUUAUGGAGUCAGUUUCCCCAUAUUCGGCAAGAUCAAAGUGUUAGGCAACGAGAGUGACCCUGCUUUUCGCUAUCUUAUAGAUACUACAAAUAUGGAACCUCGGUGGAACUUUUGGAAAUACCUGGUUAACCCAAAGGGACAGGUGAUAAAGGUCUGGCGAACUGAAGAUCCACUGUCAGCCAUCAAACAAGUAGUAUCAGAAUUAGUGGCAAAUAUCAUAUUGAGAAAAAGAGAUGAAUUUUGAAACAGAACAGCAGUACCUGACAACUAAAAAAGAGUCAUCAGUCUUAAAGCACUUAGGCCCUAUUUCAGUUUAACUUGGCAGUGAACUUUACAGUGCUGAAAUAUCGAGAUGCCUGAAGAUAUUGUGGGAUUUCUUAAUGGAUAUUCAAAUCUAAAAUUAUUCAGUCAGGUGAACAACUCUUCCUACAGAUAUUUUCAGAUGUGCUUUAGGUACAAUGGAGUAAGUAUUUUUUUUUGUGAGCUAAAACCAAUUGACAUUUAAGUGACCUGCUUUGCUAAAUGAAAAUAUGUAGGAUUUCAUAAUGGAUAUUCAAAUCUAAAAUUAUUCAGUCAGGUGAUCAACUCUUCCUACAGAUAUUCUCAGAUGUGCUUUAGGUACAAUGGAGUAAGUAAUUUUUUUUGUGAGCUAAAACCAAUUGACAUUUAAGUGACCUGCUUUGCUAAAUGAAAAUAUGUCUAUUAAUUCAUUUAAAGAAUAUCAUUCUAGCUUUGCAGGUCAUUGUCAAAUACCAUUGCAUGUACAUUGACACACUGUGGUAAUCCUGAAAUCAAUUAAAAUUGUUGAGAAGUGUAAUAUAAGAUAGCCACUAAGAAUAAACAGAUUCUCUUCAAAUUGCAGUUGAUGUGCAAUGCAUGUACCGUUGUAUAAAUCAGUUGUGAUUCAUGCAAGGUUUGUGAAGGUUUGUAGCUCAGGUUGAGGUUUAGGGUGUAGGUUUGCUCGCUGAGUUGUAGGUUUGA